Molecule: messenger RNA, 624 nt
Organism: Chenopodium quinoa (quinoa)
Lineage: Eukaryota; Viridiplantae; Streptophyta; Magnoliopsida; Caryophyllales; Amaranthaceae
Exons: 2
Coding region: 1-624 (207 amino acids)
Molecular function (GO): nucleic acid binding
Source: RefSeq, a predicted model, not a curated record
AUGAUUGGCAAGCCAAUUUUUGACACCCAUGGACAUGUGCUACAUGAUGGAAAGUAUGGAAUCUUUCCAUUUGUUUAUGAGACCAUUGCAAAGAAAAAUAGCAAAAACAAAGAAGCUGGAACUGUGGAAAUUAAGGCAACACAGAAUGUAAACAAGGAGGCAAUCAGGGCAAUGCUUCUCAAUAAUGUAAUUCCAGCAAUAAAAAUCAGAUGGGUUCAACAUUCAGUUCAUUUACCAGCCAGCACAUCACCUGACUUGAAUGUGCUAGAUCUUGGCUUGUUCAAUGUCAUACAAUCCAUACAGUACCAAUCAUUCCCUAAGAACUUGGGGGAACUCAUAGACAGGGUCAAAGAGGCUUAUGGCUUGUUUAAUCCAGUAUUGAACAAGUACUGUUGGAUAACACUACAAUGUUGCAUGGAAGAAAUACUCAAGCAUCUAGGGGGGAAUAAUUUUACCCUAACACACAAAGGGAAGAAAAGGCUGGAAAGACUUGGCUUGCUGCCAGAACAACUAGAGGUAGAGAGGAAUUUGGUUCAACAAGCUGUUGAUUAUCUUAACACUUUAUUCAUAUCGGCAGGUGAAGGCAAUGAAGAGGAUGAAGGCAUGAAAGUUGAUGCAGACUGA